Molecule: messenger RNA, 1183 nt
Organism: Styela clava
Lineage: Eukaryota; Metazoa; Chordata; Ascidiacea; Stolidobranchia; Styelidae
Source: RefSeq, a predicted model, not a curated record
GGACAAUCUCCGUAGUAAAAUCGAUCGUCUUGCUGAACAAGAUAUCUUGAAAUUUGGACGAAAAUGGCAAUGCAAUUUCUUUACGCAUGUGCCGUGUUAUCAUCUAUUCUACAUGUUUCAGUGUCGGCCUCCUUUGAUGCAGAAGCAUUCGUUUCCACCCCUCGAUCUGGAGUCGUCGGAAGUGUGGAAGCAGGAGCACCCGCCACUGCUAAAGGGGAUGUUGACACUGAGAUCGCUUCUCUAGAUGCGUCAGAUGUUCCAUCAGUCAUCGACUCAGUCAACAAUUUCUUGGCCUCACAUCCCAAGGCUCGUCCUCGCAGAAAUGUUGUCUUUCAUAUUCAUUAUAUGGCACAAUCGUUUAGAAUUCCGGCGUCUACAACAGGGAGUUCGAUUGUAGAUUAAAUAACUAAUAUCAGCGAAGGUAGACGAAGCAAAUAGGUAGCAUUUAAAAAUGUACUAUAGGCUCAGAAGCAUGUUCUCCUAAGAUUUCAUUUUUUUUAUUCUUCGAGAAUAUAAAUUCAUGGCUCUUAUUUUGAGGCUACAUUUAUUUUGUUCGCUAUGUAAUGUUCCAAAAUAUAACCUACAUUUUCUUGAAUUCUUGAUAUUUCUAAGUCUUGGAAUAUAAAGCACGAAAUUGUGUCUAAAAUCGAACCGCCUCACCUUUGUGUCAUUUAUGAUUGCAUAUGUCACAAUAAAACACUCGUAUUUGUAGUGUAAGUUGAAAAAAACUUCAUAUAUAAUAUUUCUUAUCUCUCCUUAAUUAUAAAUUAUAAAUCGAAUAGUAAUUUAAAAUCUGUUGAUUUAUCGACCAACUAUGUCGUGAUAUAUAAUUCAUUAAUUUUAUGAUAAUUCAGAUUCGACCAAUCGAAUUAUAACAAAGUUUAAAACUUCGGUAAAACCUGUUUCUCAAUUCAAUGACAGCUUGCAUCCUGUUGCUUAUUAUUCUGCUUAGCAAAAUUCGACAAAAAUUAGGCUUAAAAAAUUGUAACCAGGUUUGUAACCUCGUAUUUCCAAAAUGAUCUUUCCAAAAAUUGCCCUUUUCAGCUCAUUUUAUGUCACUAUCUAGUAACCUGGUAUUUACAGCUUAAUUGUUGUAUUUCACAAAUAAAUGAAUGCAAAUACCGAUGCAAAAUGAGCUGAACUACAUUUAUUCUAAUAGUGCAAAAACUUGUUUGUGUGUGAU